AUGACUUUCUACACAAUGCGUCCUGUGACAUCAUCCGCCACACUCCUCCUCCGGGCAAAGCCCUCGGCUGGCCCUCUGCGUGCCUUCUCAUCUUACGGAAAUGCCCUUUCCUCCAAGAGAGACAUGCAAACCGCAACUGCAUACCGCCCUCACACGCUUCCCUCCUCUUUCCCGCCUCCCCGAAGCAGCGGCGGCGCCGACACCUCCAUUUCAGCAGAGUUCCCCCUCCCCGAGUCACAGCCCACCCAGCGAACAUCACAAAACACCGCGCCUAGUGUGAGUGUUCGGGAAAGCGAGGCUCAAAAAUCAAAAACCAGCUUCGCCGCUUCUCCGGCCGCCCCCAAGACUUCCCCGAAACCCCGUCGGCCACUUCGGCCAAGGAAGGCAGCCAUGAAGUUGUCCGCCGUGGCCACCGAGCAACUCCGAAAGUUGAUGGCCCAGCCAGAGCCGAAAUUUAUCCGGGUUGGUGUGAAGAACCGGGGCUGUUCGGGUCUUGCUUACCACCUCGAGUACGUGGAGCAACCGGGCAAAUUCGACGAAGUUGUUGAACAGGAUGGCGUGAAGGUCCUGAUUGACAGCAAGGCUUUGUUCAGCAUCAUUGGCAGUGAAAUGGACUGGCAUGAAGAUAAGCUGAGCAGACGUUUUGUUUUCCGCAACCCCAACAUCAAGGAAGAAUGUGGCUGCGGAGAAUCCUUCAUGGUCUGA
Penicillium brevicompactum is the source of this 705-nucleotide messenger RNA. It is a transcript of the gene isa1, whose product is annotated as Fe-binding Fe/S cluster assembly protein ISA1. Gene Ontology annotation, molecular function: 2 iron, 2 sulfur cluster binding. NCBI's taxonomy places the organism in Eukaryota, Fungi, Ascomycota, Eurotiomycetes, Eurotiales, Aspergillaceae. Gene Ontology annotation, biological process: iron-sulfur cluster assembly. The transcript is spliced from 2 exons. Gene Ontology annotation, cellular component: cytoplasm; mitochondrion. Bases 1 to 705 code for a protein of 234 amino acids. The record is from RefSeq and is a predicted model, not a curated record.